AUCCCCUGAUAACCCUGAUAACCUUUUCCAUGGCUAUAUAGGACAUAUAUAGUAAACUAGAAAGGUCAACAUCUACUCCACAAAAGUCACUAUGACCAUGGACGCGGAAAUCAAAUACGUACUCAGCCUCCAGGCUGUGCGUGAACGGGCUCACCGUGUCCUCCAUCUUGCCGAAGCCAACAAACUCACCCAUUUCGACUAUCACGAGGACCGUUUCGACGCUGCAGUUCAAUAUGUAACCAACAUCAUUAGGCGGGACUUUGGUCCAGACAAAUAUCAUCUGAUUCCUCCCCAUGGCCGGUGGCAGCACUUCGACGUCGGUGGUACAGCCCGCAUAGUGGACCUCCUUGCACGAUGGGAGGCAGCGGGGUAUGACAAGGUUGAACAGGCUCGCAGCCUGGUCGAUUUAUUCUUCGUCUCCGUGCUUCUCGAUGCGGGUGCAGGGGAUAAAUGGCGUUUUACCGAGCCGGGCAGUAAUCUUGCCAUUGGCCGGAGCGAAGGUAUCGCCGUGGCGACAUUAUAUAUGUUCAGCGAGGGCGAGUUCGCCCUCCCAGGUAGUGAUCGAAAAGAUAUUGUUCUGGGCGCCUCCCUUAAGGACUUCUCCGAAGCAACCCUGUCACGCGGGUUCCAGAUCACAAACAACAACCCGUUCGUUGGAGUCCCGGCACGGGUCGAGCUCAUCAAAUCUCUUGGUCGCUCACUCGUGAAUCUCCCGAAUAUCUUCGGUGACACCGGUCGACCCGGGAACCUAGUCGAUUACCUUAUCUCCCGCGCCGACGAGUCUAAGCGCCUCGACUUUGAAGUGCUCUGGGAAACAUUGCAGAGCGUGCUCUUACCUAUCUGGCCGUCCUCCCGUACUCAGAUCGACGGACAUCCCAUCGGCGACGCCUGGCCCUUAAAAUGUCUCGCCGAAGUCGCGCAGCAAGCCGGUCGCGAAACCAAAUGUUCUCAUAUCCAGCCCUUCCACAAGCUCACGCAAUGGCUUGCUUAUUCGCUCACCGUCCCAUUCGACCGUCUUCUGGGCGUGACAUGGAAAAAUAUUGAGAUCGCCACCGGGCUACCAGAAUACCGAAACGGGGGCGUGUUCAUCGAUUUGGGUGUUUUGACUCUGAAAGAGGAGAGUCUACAGCGUGGGUUGGCGAACUCGGGUGCUAACCUGCCUGCCUUCGAGGCGACGGGUGACGAGAUUGUGGAAUGGCGUGCGCUGACUGUGGCUCUGCUGGAUAAAUUGCACGGUGCACUGAAGGGCACGGAGUUGGGCAAGGAGAAGCUGAGUCUAGCUCAGAUGUUGGAGUCAGGAUCGUGGAAGGCGGGGAGGGAGUUGGCGGCGGAGUAUCGGCCGGAGACUAGGUCGAGCCCAAUAUUGAUUUUGGGCGAUGGGACCCUGUUUUAGUUGUAGAAAGAGUCAUGCUGAGAUGCUGACUCGGUAUAUUUAGGCCUGCCUAGGCUUACUAUAUAUGGUUGUCUCUAGGUUCUUUAUAUACUACUCCGUAUAUACUUCAAUAUCAAGUGUCUUUGGAGAUGUUUCGUAAUAUUAGCUAUAGGAUUGGGUGUUACGUGGAGCAGGGAUGGUGGAUGUAUA
Aspergillus alliaceus is the source of this 1582-nucleotide messenger RNA. RefSeq names its product URC4/urg3 family protein. The transcript is spliced from 4 exons. Lineage: Eukaryota; Fungi; Ascomycota; Eurotiomycetes; Eurotiales; Aspergillaceae. The record is from RefSeq and is a predicted model, not a curated record. The coding region runs from base 92 to 1393 and encodes 433 amino acids.